Perca flavescens (yellow perch) is the source of this 3951-nucleotide messenger RNA. RefSeq names its product TBC1 domain family, member 5 (gene tbc1d5). The record is from RefSeq and is a predicted model, not a curated record. Gene Ontology annotation, molecular function: GTPase activator activity. Bases 343 to 2970 code for a protein of 875 amino acids. The transcript has 23 exons. NCBI's taxonomy places the organism in Eukaryota, Metazoa, Chordata, Actinopteri, Perciformes, Percidae. Gene Ontology annotation, biological process: activation of GTPase activity.
UACAUCCGCCUGACUCGCGCUACUGUUUACAAAUCAGCAGACAGCCCGAGAAACACAUCAGAAUGAGGAGUCCUGCAUGAUCUGAACAGCAGAGUCAUCCUUUUCUUCUGAGUCUUGGCGGAGGAUAAUCACGAGGCUGUGACAGUAAGUCCAGAGAUUAAACUGCUGCAUUUAAUGUUCGUAGCAAGGGGACUUCAGUGGUUGCAGUACAUCGAUUUUGCAUGCAAACCUUCAUGAAGAGGUCAGGAUAAGAAUAAUACUCCUGCUCAAGAAGAUUGAAGCAGAGCGGACGCCUGGCCUGUCAGCACAAUCCCUGAUCAAAGGUCCGGCUGGGUAGCGGUCAUGCAGCACCCCAAUUUCGAGACCCGCCACCCGCUCCAGACAGACGAGCAGCAGGAGACGGGCUUUGACCCGCUUAAUAAUUUCAACAAGAACCACAACAGAGGAUCUCUUGACAGCAGCACUAACUCACAGUCUCAGUCAACCUUCCUCUCAUACAGGAAAGAAUGGGACGACUUGUUCCUCAACAGUAAUUACCUGGCCAGGAUCCGGCAGGCGGGCAUCAACGGUCGCCUAAGGAGCAGCCGCUUUCGGAGCGUAUGCUGGAAGUUGUACCUGGAGGCUCUUCCAGAAGACAAGGGUCAGUGGAUCAACAAGACCAAUGAGCUCCGGGCCCAGUAUGAGAAGAUCAAAGAGACGCACAUCACUAACCCUCGCAAGGCUGCAGGCCAACAGGACCUGAUGGUCAACAACCCCCUGUCCCAGGAUGAAGGGAGCCUGUGGAACAAGUUCUUCCAAGAUAAGGAGCUGAAGGGGAUGAUCAAACAGGACGUGUUGAGAACGUUCCCCGAGAUUCGUUACUUCCAGGAUGACGACGUGAGGACCAAGCUGACAGACAUUCUCUUCUGUUAUGCCAGAGAAAAUGAACAGUUACUGUAUAAACAGGGGAUGCACGAGUUGCUGGCUCCCAUAGUUUUUGUGCUACACUGUGACCAUCAAGCCUUCCAGCAUGCCAGCGAGACGGCCAGCCCCAGUGAGGAGAUGAAGUGUCUGUUGAAUCCAACAUAUCUUGAGCACGAUGCCUAUGCCUUGUUCUCACAGCUGAUGGAGACAGCAGAGCCGUGGUUCUCCAGCUAUGAGAGGGAAGUGAGAAAGGGUAAGGAAGAGAUGCUGACCAGCAUCCCGUUUGCACGGCCCCAGGACUCGGGGCCAUCUGUUGCCAUAGUGACCAAAGUCAACCGCAUCCAGGACCAGCUGGUGAAGAAGCACGACGUUGAACUGCACAUGCACGUCAACCGGCUGGAGAUUGCCCCGCAAAUCUACGGCAUCCGGUGGGUACGUCUGCUGUUCGGCCGCGAGUUCCCACUCCAGGACCUGCUAGUGGUGUGGGAUGCCCUGUUUGCUGACAGCAUCACUCUGGACCUGGUGGACUACAUCUUUGUGGCCAUGCUGCUCUACAUCCGAGAUGCUCUCAUUGCUAGUAACUUCCAGACCUGCCUUGGCCUGCUAAUGCACUACCCUCCAUUAGGAGACAUCAACUCCCUGCUGCAAAAGGCUCUUUUCCUCCGAGAUCCCAAAAACUAUCCACGACCUGUCAACUACCAGUUCCAGCAGAACCUGGAUUACUACAAAACAAGGGGAGCUGACCUGAUGAACAGGACACGCUCUGGUUCCAGUACAAAACCCGCCCCCCUCAACAUCAACAAGGUCUCCAGCAGCCUGCUGAGCUUCGGCAGGAAGCUCAUCGCUCCAGCAAUAUCGAGUGGGUCCGGCAGCAUCUCGCCAAUCAACAGCGAGGUACACUCCUCCUCGUCAACUUCCCACGCAUCGGCGGCCUCACCCACCCUGCCUCACCCGCUGGCUGAGCCUCCAUCAGGCCACGCUGUGCCGCAGAGCCAGAGCCACGCACAGUCUCAGCACUACCGCCUGCUCAAGUCAGAGAGCAUGCCUGUCCACCUGAGCAAAGAUGUAGUUUCAGGUGGAGUGUCUCAGGUAUCUCUCCCAGCUCAGACUCACACUGACACACAAGGCCAAAGGUCCAGGACAGUCAGCUCCUCUCCCAGCAUAGAAAGCCUCUCAGGUGGGCGGGCUCAGUCUGCCGCCUCCCCGCCUUUUCCCCCCUCCAGAGGGAGUGAUGUCAGCACUUCAUCUCCGCCCCUCUCUGCCACCAAGAAAGACUCUUUCUUCAACAUCACUCGCUCUCGCUCCCACAGCAAGACCAUGGGCAAGAAAGAGUCGGAGGAGGACCUGGAAGCCCAGGUAUCGUUCCUGCAGGGCCAGAUCAACGACCUGGAGGCCAUGAGCAAAUACUGUGCCAGGAUGAUGAACGCUCACAUCUGUAAAAUCCAGGAAGUGAUUCUCCAAGAACACCUAGAGAAAGAGGAUGAGGUCCUGGUGUCACUGGCUGGACUCAAACAAGUCAAAGACAUCCUUAAGGGGGCGCUGCGCUUCAACCAAAGCCAGCUGGAGGCCGAGGAGAACGAGGAGAUCUCAAUCGCUGACGAUCACUACACCAUCACGGCAGCCGCUGAAACUGCGCUGAGCGCCAGCAAUGACCCGGUUGACCACCAACAGCAAGGAAACAUCAGGCGGAGCCAGGACUCUGAUCAGGACGGGAGCGUGAGCACGGAUGAGAAAGAAGAGGAGGAGCAGGCGAUGACCCCACCUGAGCAACAGGUGGCGUCUUCCCUCGGCUCCGAGGGUAAGAACUGGGACGACUACAUCCUCGUGUGCCAGGAUGGAGACCUGUCGGCCGCCGAGGGAGGGGGAGGAGGAGGAAGGGCUGCAGCCGAGCACACCCCUCCCAUCAGGCGAGGGCGCGGCUUGGUGCGAAUGGAGCCCGAAGGUGCGGCUGGGACCUUCCAUGACCCCCUGAUGGCCGGCACCACCUCGGGCUCUUCCAGCCCAGAUGAGGGCUCCACCCACAGCAAGGACUCUGACUUCACCAUCGUCAACCCAAAUGAACUGUGAACCAGCCAAUCGCCCCGUCCCUCGGCUUCUCUUAUACCUGUAUCAUAUCCCGUUCAGAGGAGAAGAUCAAACAAAACAAAAAAACUGACUUGUGAUCAGAGGGUGGAAUCUGCAGUUUUUGGUGGAGCAACGCCGGAGCUGCUGACGGCAAAAAAAAAUUAUUAAAAAUUGCACAUGUGGACUGUGACACUUCCAGUCACAAAUACAUUAUACUCUGUCUCUUUACCUGUCAUCUGUGCCACUUCAGUCCCAUUUAAGCUGAUGCUGUAUGCUAUCUCAUUUACCUAAUGCCUGUCUCCUCAUUAUGCUGGGUCCUGUCACUCAUGAUAUUUAACUGUAGCGCCCUGCUCUACACAGAGUGCGCCAUUGAACUGCUUACCCUGUCACUACAUGAUUACUCUGAAGAGUUGGACCUUAAACUGCAAAUUCUUUCUCAAGCUUACUGUAAUGAUCAGGAGUGCAAUACUCUGAUUCUUCAGGCCAUGCCUCAGCUCGUGUUAUGCCUGUAUGUCUAUGUCCUGAUAGAGGAAGCUCUCUUCUCUGAUACUCAAAGGAAAGAAGGAUGAUGUCCUCCUGCCAGUUUUCGAGGGCAGCUUUCUCUCCCUCCUAAAUCAGUGCCUCUGACCAUUAUUAUUCUCUCAACCAAACAAAACCUGACUCUGUGAUCUUAUUCUUUUUGUUAGUGUUCUUUUUUUUAAUUUUUAAGAAAAUAUUUUUAAUCCUUAGUUUAGUUUCCUUGAUAAAAAUUAUUAAAUUAUGGAGUAAGUCUUUUUUUUUUCCCUCUUUUUUUUUUUUUUUUAAGUGAUUCCAAUGUGGACAUUUUAAUGUGGUAAUUGACCGUUUAUAUUUCUCAUAUUACAACGGAGUUGUUCUCGUGUCCUGUGGAAACCAUGUAAAGCAGCGCACAAAGAAUGUCCCUCUAGCUGCCCAUUCAAUUUAAUUAACUCAAGACCAAUAAAACUAUGUCGCUCUUACUACACA